This is a messenger RNA of Acanthosepion pharaonis, 1734 nucleotides long. The record is from the annotation of a GenBank genome assembly. Lineage: Eukaryota; Metazoa; Mollusca; Cephalopoda; Sepiida; Sepiidae.
AUGAAAUUCUCUCCCAAACCUGCUUUUUUCUUCGUCCUUACUCUCCGUGAUGAUGUUUCUCUUCACUCUUUACUCUCCAACUUUCCUUCGUUCAUGGAUCUUGCGCUCUAUAUGUUACUAUUCUCUCUUUCUAACAUUUCUUUCUUUCCUACCCUUUUUCCUACUUGUUUAUUUUCAAAAUAUUUAUUUCCAUUCAAUUUACGUGGUUUCUUUAACUCUGCUGACUUUCCCUUCUUUAUUUUGUGCAUUUUAGUGUUCUCCCAAUUCCUCUUACUCUUCACUCUUACUCUCCAUUCUCACAAUGUUUUUCUUUGGAUUCAUGCACAUUUGCGUUUAAUGCACAUCCAUUGUUUACUUCUCUCUCUCCUUCUUGUAUAUAUUAAUAAUUCUCUCCCUCUCUUUCUCUCUCUUUCUCUUUCUCUCUACUUUUUAACACCUUAUUCUUCCACUUUCUUUCUUUCCCUUCCUUUCUUUCUCUUUCUUUCUUUCUUUCCUUCUUUCUUUCUUUCAUUCAUUCUUUCUUCUUUUUUCUUUCUGUUUUGUCUCUCUCCCUAUUCUUUCUUUCUUACAUAUUUCUUUCUUUUCUUUCUAUCUUUCAUUAUUUCUUUCUUCCUCUCUCUUUACUUUUCUUUUUUUUUUCUCCCUUUCUUUGUUUCUUUCUUUUUUUCUUUCUUUCUUUCUCGCGUUCCCUCUGUUCAACACUCUUUUCUUUGCUUAUCCAUAUCUAAGAUAAGAUACUCUUGUUUGCUUUCUUUGGGAUUUGUUCUUUUGUAUUUCUUUCUUUUUGCUUUCUCAGUGGUUUUCUUUCUUUAUUUAUUUCUUUAUAGCACCUUUCUCUCCUGUUCCACUUCAUUUUCUCCUUUUCGUUUUUCUUCCUUUUCUUUUUUUGGCGGUUUAUCUCUUUCUUUUUCAGGUCGCCUUUCUUUCUCUCUUUAUUUGGUUUAUACAAUUUCUUCUAUUCUUAGUUCCCUUUCGUUUUAUUUUUUUUAUUCAUGUCCCUCUUCUCUGUAUUGUCUUUUGUUUGUUUUUCUCUUUUGUUUUCUUUCUUAUUAUUCUACCUGCAUCUCUCAAUGCAUUUUUAUCUCUUUAUCUUAUUUCAACACAUCUCUCUCUCUCUCUCUCUCUCUCUCUCUCUCUCUCUCUCUCUCUUUCCCUCCUUACUCUUCUAUCUUAGCGUUCUUAUUUAUCAUUUUCUUUCUCUUAUCCUUUGUUUAUUCCCCCCCCAUAUUCCCACCUUUCUUCCUUUUUAACUGUUCAAUUUUUCUUUCUCUCUUCUUUCUCCGUUUAUAUUUUUUCCAUUUUAUUAGUUUCCCUUUGCAUUUCGGCACUAUUAGAUUUUCUUUUAAUUUUCUUCUAUUCCUUCUCGCUUUCAUCCUCCUUGAUUUUUUAGUGUAUCAUAUUUCUACUCUUAUAUUUUUUGUUUAUCAAAUUUCCUUCCUAUUCUUUCUUUCUUUUAUUCUCAUAAUUAUAUAUCUUGACAUUUUAUCUUUCUUUUCGUGUACAUUCUUUUUAAUAUUUUCUCCGUCUUUCUUUGUAAGAUUCGUUUUUGUCACUUUUCUUUCUUUGAGUUUUUAUUUCUUCUUUCCAUUUUUUAUCUUUUUUAUUCUUCUUUUUUAUUUUUUCUUCUUCAUUUCUUUUUUGUAUUCUUUUCUUUCUUUUUUGUAUUCUUUUCUUUCUUUCCUUUCUUUUUCUUUCUUUCUUUUCCCAUCGCUCAGAUUGAUGAAACCACUCUAG